This is a messenger RNA of Eimeria tenella, 4083 nucleotides long. RefSeq names its product ATP-binding cassette protein subfamily B member 2, putative. The record is from RefSeq and is a predicted model, not a curated record. NCBI's taxonomy places the organism in Eukaryota, Apicomplexa, Conoidasida, Eucoccidiorida, Eimeriidae. The transcript is spliced from 35 exons. Gene Ontology annotation, molecular function: ABC-type transporter activity; ATP hydrolysis activity; ATP binding. Bases 1 to 4083 code for a protein of 1360 amino acids. Gene Ontology annotation, biological process: transmembrane transport. Gene Ontology annotation, cellular component: membrane.
AUGAGUGAUUCGAAGAAUCCUGCGGAGCCUGAGAGCUCCUCUAUGCUGCCACAGAGCGACCAAAAUGCUGCUGAUGCCCCUCAAGAGCUAAACCCUGCAGAAGCCCCUCCAGGUGCUGGGGAAAACAAUGCGAACGUGGCCCCGAAGACCAGCAAGGACCAGCGUGCGUUGGAGAUAUCUGAAAACGCCGUGAAGUACAAACGGGCUGCAGACGAGCCGAAGCAUCGUAAAAAGUCUGGAUGGCACGACGACAUUUUCGCUUCCUUCAGGCAUGCGAGUAAACUGGAUAUUGUCUUGAUUCUUUGUGGAGGCACUGCCAGUGCCAGCGUCGGGGCUUUGUUGCCGGUCUUCUUUCUCAUUUUUGGCAACCUUCUUGAGGAAAUGAGCACGACUCUGGACACCAGCUACUAUGUUAAAAUCAUGGCUUGGCUAGGAUUUGGAGCCUUCAUCGCAGCUUGGAUUUCGACGUCUUGUUUUGAAAUCGUCGCCGAUAGACAGUCGAAGGCGUUCAAGGAAUCUUAUUUUAAGUCGAUUAUUCGACAGGAAAUGGCUUGGUAUGACCAGUCCAACGUGGCCAGCUUAGCUUCACGCAUGGAAGCGAAUGUGGCUUCCAUCCGGAGCGGAAUCGGGUUGAAACUGUCAAUGCUUAUUCAGCUUUCCACAGUGGUUGUUGGCGCCAUUGCUGUUGGUUUUAUUAAAAGCUGGAAGCUUACGCUUGUCUCUGCGGCGGCAGUUCCCGUUGUCUUAGGUUUUGGCCUCUUGGUUGGUUGGGCUGUUCGCAAGCAGGAAAGCGACACUAUGGAUUCCUACGCCAGUGCUGGAAGCGUUAGUGAGGAGGCGUUUAUGUCAAUAAGAACAGUCGUAUCUCUUGGAAUAGAAGGAUUAAUGUCACAGAAAUAUAAAAGCAAGCUCGAGGAAGCUGAACGGGCCGCGCUUCAUGCAACCUUUUGGGUGGCAUUGGGCCUGGCUGGGUUGAUGACCUCAAUGUUCUUGAUGAGCUCUUUGGCCUUGUGGUAUGGAGGAGAGCUUCUGGCCAACAGCACAGAGGAUGCUCUUAAAGUCUUGACAGUUCCAGUGGACGAAAACGAUCCUUCUACGUGGCCAAAGCCGGAGUUCUCGGGUGCAAGUGCAAUUACAGUCUUCUUUUGCAUUUUCAUCGGAGCAUUUUCUCUGGGUCAAAUCAUCAACAAUGUCACGGCGUUGGUCAAGGCAAAUACUGCGGCAAUGGAUUUGGAAGAAGUCAUCGGACGGACUUCAGCCAUUGACCCGCUUGCCAGCGGAGGCCGUACGGAUGUCAAACUUGAUGGAGAUAUCGAGUUCAAAAAUGUUGCAUUUUCCUACCCAUCCCGACCAGAUCGUCCUAUUUUUACCAAUUUGAACCUUCGUAUCCCGGCGGGAAAGUGCGUAGCGCUUGUGGGAGGCUCCGGCUGCGGCAAGUCGACUAUUCUGCAGCUGCUUCAACGAGUGUACGACUGCGAUAGUGGUACUAUCACCGUUGGCGGCAUACCGACUCGGGACAUCAACGUGGCAACUCUAAGGCGACACCUAGGGGUCGUCAGUCAAGAGCCAAGACUUUUUUCAACCACCGUGAGAAAAAAUAUAGAACUUGGGUCACCGGAUCCAGUGACUAUGGAGCAAGUGAUCGCAGCAGCCAAAGAGGCAAACGCUGAUGGGUUCAUUACCCGCUUCCCUGAAGGAUAUGAGACGGACUGCGGCGCCUACGGAGGACAACUGUCGGGCGGUCAGAAGCAGCGUAUUGCUAUCGCGAGAGCACUUAUCCGUCGUCCGAACAUUUUGAUUUUCGAUGAAGCCACUUCCGCUCUGGACACUCAAUCUGAGAGGGUCGUCCAGGAAGCUCUUGACGCACUGGUUCAAACAAGCAAAGCUACAACACUGAUUGUUGCCCACCGCCUCAGUACAAUCCAGAAUGCAGACCUUAUUAUCGUGCUGGAGCCAUCGCCUCAAGGAGCUACUGUCGCACAGCAGGGAACUCACCACGAGCUUAUGAAAGACACGUCAGGGCUGUAUUAUCACUUAGUCUCCAGCCAGAUUGUCCCCACCGUCGAGGAAACUGAGGAUGACACGAAACCUCAACAAGUCAAGCGGGAAGAGUCUGAAGUUGAUGAUAUCGAGGCCGCUGCACCGAACCAGACGUGGCGGGAGUCCAUGAAACAUGUGGGAGGGUCUAUUGCUCGUGCUUCUCGAUCACUGACGCACAGCCCGAAUUUUCGCACCUACAGGAUUAUUUUGAAGCACUGGGCAGUUGUGCUCCUGACUCUUAUUGCAGCAGCUUGUGCUGGUGUCAUCUUCCCUGUCUUCGGCUACUCGUUCGCGCACUUCAUCUCCACCUACUUCAGCCCUGAUCCUCAGGCCAUUCGUGAUGGAGUUGCGAAGUGGGCGUUGAUUCUCGUUGGCCUGGGAUUCGCCCAAGGAAUAGUGGACGCAAUCAAGAUCUUCGGCAUAGAUUUCUGUGGCUAUAAAGUCGCAACGGCUUUACGAGAAAGGGCUUUCCACCAAACCGUUCACCAAGACAUUGCCUUCUUCGAUUUGACUGAAAACAAUGCAGGGAAAUUGUGCAGCAUUCUGAGUGCGGAUGUCCUCGACGUCAAGGUUGGAUGCACCGGCAACGUGGUUUCGGUCGUUCAAGUUUUUGCAUCAUUCGCCACCGGUCUUAUUAUUGCGUUCUGCGGCGAGUGGAGGCUGGCUCUGGUCAUCCUCGCGUUUUGCGUGCUAUUGGUUCCGGCUAACGUCAUCGAGGCCAAAAUGGGCAACCCAGCACCUACACACAAAGUACGACACGGUGAUGAAGUGAAAGGCGCCCCCAUGAUCAUGAACCAGGCAACUUCUGGAAUCCGGGUGGUCAGUGCGUUUGGUCUUGAAGAGGUAUUCAUCAAAAGCUACGUCGAAAACAUUGAGAAGGAACAGUCGACGAAGGUCAAAGAAGGACUUGUCCUGGGGCUUGCCUACGGCUUUAGCCAGGCAGUAAACUUUUUCGUGAACUGUCUCGCGUUGUGGUACGGCGGCAAGCUGGUGGCUGAAGAGGGUGUGAAAUCUGAAGUGGUCACGCAGACAAUCUUCGCGCUUACUUUCGCGGUCUCGUCUGUUGGACAAACUGUUCUGUUCACAACGGAUUCGGGGAAAGCGACAGCUGCGGGCCGCCGUGUGUACGACCUGAUAGACAGACCCUCCGAGAUCGACGUGCGCGACUCCGGAGGGAAAGUUUUAAGCCACGAGACAUUCAAAGGAGAGAUAGAUGUUGACCGCAUCAACUUCACUUACCCCACGAGACCCGACAAUAGAGUCUACAGAAAUCUCACAUUUUCCAUCAAGGAAGGCGAAGCUGUUGCUUUAGUUGGGGCUUCGGGUUGUGGAAAGUCCACCAUUGUGCAGCUGGUGGAACGCUUUUAUGACUUGAAAAGCACCUACAAAGUCAAGCCGGUGUCUCAGUCAGAGCAGGGGGAGCCGAACAAAGAAGCUGAACGCGUGCACAUCAGCGAGGGGAGGAUUCUGCUGGACGGCGAUGACCUUCGUGAACUUAAUGUUGUGUCAGUCCGCCAGCAGGAGGGUCUGGUUAGCCAAGAACCUAUUCUUUUUGACAUGACAAUUGAAGAAAACAUUGCGAUAUCCAAGCCAGGGGCCACUCAGGAAGAAAUUCGAGAGGCAGCGAAGCUCGCAAAUGCUGCUGGAUUCAUUUCAACUUUCCCCGCUGGCUACGACACCAAUGUGGGAUCAGGCGGAGCGCAGCUAUCUGGAGGGCAGAAACAACGGAUUGCAAUUGCAAGAGCGCUGAUCAGGAAGCCUCGUCUUCUUAUUUUAGAUGAGGCCACAUCUGCACUGGAUGUGGAAAGCGAAAAGAUAGUGCAGCAGACGAUUGACGAGCUGCUGGCGGCGGAGAAGCGCAGCACGAUCAUAAUUGCCCACAGGCUGUCCACUGUUCGCAACGCCGAUAAAAUUGUGGUUCUGACGAACGAAGACAAGCGCGGAAGCCGCGUCGCGGAAGUGGGAACUCACGACGAACUGAUGCAAAUCAAAGGCGGUUUGUACAGAACCCUCGUUGGACUUGCCAACAUUCGUUCGGAGUGA